CUUUCCGGCGGCCGCUGGGGGACCGCUUUUCGGCGGCGCCCGGCGAGAGGCGCGAGGGGAGUCUGACGUGGGCUCAUCGGUCUCUCCCGGAGGGAAGCCGGCGUCGAGAGGAGCCGAGCCCGAGCGGGGCCUGGCCUGUGGGGGCCUCCGCCGGCCGCGCGACCGCACCAGGCAGCCGCCGCCUCGUCCCACUUCUCCCCUGAGGCGCCGCGCGGCCGGGCAGCGGAUCCAGGCCUCGGCCGGCGCCGGGCCUCCGGGGCCCUCCCGGGCUCAGCAUGCCCGGGGUGAAGCUGACCACCCAGGCCUACUGCAAGAUGGUGCUGCACGGCGCCAAGUACCCGCACUGCGCCGUCAACGGACUGCUGGUGGCCGAGAAGCAGAAGCCGCGCAAGGAGCACCUUCCUCUGGGCGGCCCGGGUGCCCACCACACCCUCUUCGUGGACUGUAUACCCCUCUUCCACGGCACCCUGGCCCUCGCCCCCAUGCUGGAGGUGGCCCUCACCCUGAUUGAUUCAUGGUGCAAAGAUAAUAGCUAUGUGAUUGCUGGUUAUUAUCAAGCUAACGAACGAAUAAAGGAUGCCAGUCCAAACCAGGUUGCAGAAAAGGUGGCCUCCAGAAUCGCCGAGGGCUUCAGCGACACGGCUCUCAUCAUGGUAGACAACACUAAGUUCACGAUGGACUGUGUGGUACCCACAAUCCAUGUGUACGAACACCACGAAAACAAAUGGCGCUGCAGAGACCCUCACUAUGAUUACUGUGAAGACUGGCCAGAGGCCCAGAGGAUCUCGGCAUCACUCCUGGAUAGCCGGUCCUAUGAAACGCUCGUGGAUUUUGAUAACCACCUGGAUGACAUUCGGAAUGACUGGACAAAUCCAGAGAUCAAUAAAGCUGUUCUGCACCUGUGUUAGGGAGGGAUUUCAGUGACUGGUCUCUGGGCAUUUCCACUACACUGAAGAAGAAAAGCUAUUUUUAAAUGUAAAUAAAAUAUCUCAUAGCCUGUGUGGAAAGCCGGCAGUUUUCAGAAGUGGCAUGUGCCUUGAAAGAGGGCAGAAUGUCCCAUCAGUCAUCUUUCUAAUGCAGAGCCUCGAGAACAGGCAUAGACUGUCCCAUCUGAUCAUCCCUGUGGAGUCCUUCCCAGUUGUACAUUGCUAUAAUUCUUCAAAUCAAAGCUAUUUCUGCUUGUCCAAGAUUGUUCCUAUUAAACAGUUUUAACUAACCUUUUAUAAUCUGGAGGAAUACUUUUUAAGGCUUAUGAACUAUCUUUAAAAAAAAAAAAAAAAAGGCCCAGAUCUUAUACCCGAAUGAGAGUGUUUGUGAGUUUUCAUCCUGUUUGAGUUAAUAUCAUCCAGACCUGGGAUUGGGCAGGCACGUGGUGUGCCAGUGCCGAGCAGUUUUUGAGAGCCGUGUGCUGGUGUCAGCGGUCAGGAGGCUGCAGCAACACCCCCGCCCCCCGCUGUCAGGCUUCCGUAGCUGCCACGACUCUACACGUGGGAAUAAUGCCACAGUUGCCUGAGAAACCUUCAUCAUUAAGGGUAAAAACAAACAUUGUUGGGAAGGCAGCUUGGAUGGGAGCACAGUGUAAUAAUCCUCAACCAGAAAGCUUGUAAACCUGUGGAACCAAAAGAAAAGCGGAACCAUGCUAAGAUUAUCUUAAAAAGGCAAGAAUCGGUCCUAACUCCUGACUGACUUGCAUGAUUAUCCAAAUGGUUCUAAUUUAUGUCUUCAAAACAAUUAUUUUUUUUGUAUUUGAAGCAACAAAAGCAGAACAAAACUUAGGGUCCCGGAGUUUUACAGUGCACUGUCUGUAAUCAUUAUACUUGAAACAAUCAGUCAAGGUUUUUAACCCAGUCGUAGGAAACUGAUGGGGAAACUUUAUGGUCCCGUUCCAUCUUUUUCUUUUUUACAUGAAUUAUUUCACGCAGAGUUCAGAGAACUGUACCUUUGCUACUGUUGUUUUUUGGACUACAUGAAGGAAAUUUGUAACAAUCAGAUAAUCUGUUGAAAAGGUUUAUGACACAGCAUUCACUAUUUUCUCUUAAUAAGUAGGAAACAUUUCAACAUUGCUUACAAUAGAUGUGCUUUAUUUGGUCCACCAGAGUCUCUCUUCUUUCUUCAAAUCUCGCUCGCCCUUGGCUUUUUAAGCUGACUUUAAGUCACGUGGGGAAGACAAAUGAAGGGGUGAUGGAUGCAUCGGUACACUUUAUCUUUUCGCUCUCCUCGACUUAGACGCCAGGGCCAGCACAAGUGGAAUGCAGUGGACAGUCUCGUCCCAGAUGGGUCUGUAUUUGUUUCGAAAAAGAAAAAGAGUUAUCUCCAGCAUUUACCACAGAAAAGGCUGUCUUGGGACUUCCCUGGUGGCGCAAUGGCUAAGAAUCCGCCUGCCAAUUCAGGGGACACGGGUUCGAUCCCUGGUCUGGGAGGAUACCACAUGCCGGGGAGCAACUGAGCCCGUGCACCACAACUACCGAAGCCCGUGCGCCUAGAGCCCGUGCUCCGCAACAAGAGAAGCCACCGCAAUGAGAAGGCCACGCACUGCAACGAGGAGUGGCCCCCGCUCGCCGCAACUAGAGAAAGCCCGCGCGCAGCAACGGAGACCCAACGCCGCCAAAAAUAAAUAAAUAAAUAAAAAUAAAAUAAAGUAAAAAAAAAGAAAAGUCUCUCUUUUCCUGUGAUUAAA
Messenger RNA from Eubalaena glacialis (North Atlantic right whale), 2677 nucleotides. It is a transcript of the gene EMC8, whose product is annotated as ER membrane protein complex subunit 8. Lineage: Eukaryota; Metazoa; Chordata; Mammalia; Artiodactyla; Balaenidae. Bases 276 to 908 code for a protein of 210 amino acids. The transcript has 5 exons. The record is from RefSeq and is a predicted model, not a curated record. Gene Ontology annotation, cellular component: EMC complex.